This is a messenger RNA of Thamnophis elegans (Western terrestrial garter snake), 1980 nucleotides long. It is a transcript of the gene DHRS3, whose product is annotated as dehydrogenase/reductase 3. The record is from RefSeq and is a predicted model, not a curated record. The transcript is spliced from 6 exons. Gene Ontology annotation, molecular function: oxidoreductase activity, acting on the CH-OH group of donors, NAD or NADP as acceptor. NCBI's taxonomy places the organism in Eukaryota, Metazoa, Chordata, Lepidosauria, Squamata, Natricidae. Gene Ontology annotation, cellular component: lipid droplet. Bases 337 to 1248 code for a protein of 303 amino acids.
AGGAGCUCAAUCCGGAGUCAAGCCCGAUCUGCAGCGGCCGAGCCUUGCGACGUCCCCUCCCCAUCUCGCUUGCUUCCUCCAGGGGGGGGCGGGCUUCCUCCUGCUUUGGGGAGACAGAGGGGGGGGCUCCAGAAAAGACCCCCGCCUGGGCUUAGAGACCCUGCGAAGCUCCUAAUUGCGAAGCCCCCCCCGCCCGUCUUGGAGACCCCAACUGCGAAGCCCACCCGGGCGCCACUUCGGGGGUCUCCCCGGCUUUGGGAAGGUGGGGAGGGGGCUUGGCCAAGGCUUGGGGGGGGUUGUUGGGGGGUCUCCGCCCAGCGGGGCUCUCCUCCCAGGAUGGGUUGGGGUCGCCUGGGGGCGUCGCUGCUGCUCCUGGCCGCCCAGAUGGUGCUCCAGACGGCCAGGGCACUGCUGAGUCGCCUCUGGCCGGCCAGACCCCGCGACCUGGCCGCCGACUGCGUGCUGAUCACGGGCGGAGGACGAGGCAUCGGGCGCGCCUUGGCUCGGGAGUUCGCCCGGCGCGGAGCCCGCAAGAUUGUCCUGUGGGGGCGGACGGAGAAGUGCUUGAAGGAAGCCACGCAGGAGCUCCAAGCGAUGGGCACCGAGGGCCACUAUUUCGUCUGCGACGUGGCCAACCGGGAAGAGGUUUACCGGCAGGCCAAGGCCGUCCGGGAAAAGGUGGGGGAUGUCACCAUCCUGGUGAACAACGCAGCUGUGGUUCAUGGCAAGACCCUCCUGGACAGUGAUGACCACGCCUUGCUCAAAUCCCAACACAUCAAUACCCUGGGCCAGUUCUGGACCACCAAGGCCUUCCUUCCGCGGAUGCUGGAACUCCAGAGAGGACACGUUGUCUGUCUCAACUCCGUCCUGGCCUUGUCGGCCAUUCCUGGCGCCGUGGACUACUGUACGUCCAAAGCCGCUUCCUUCGCCUUCAUGGAGAGCUUGACCCUGGGCCUGCUGGACUGUCCGGGGGUCAACGCCACCACCGUCCUGCCCUUCCACACCAACACGGAGAUGUUCCAAGGAAUACGCAUCAGGUUUCCCAAUCUUUUUCCUCCCCUCAAGCCGGAGACGGUGGCCCGGCGGACGGUAGAAGCCGUUCAGCAGAAGCAAGCCUUCCUCCUGCUCCCGUGGACUAUGCACAUCCUCAUUUUCUUAAAAAGCAUCUUCCCGCAAACGGCGCUGGACGAAAUCCACCGAUUCGCCGGGAGCUACCAGUGUAUGAAUACUUUCAAAGGACGGACUUAAAACACUGCCGAAACUUUGGUUCUCCUUCCAGGGCUGGGCUAUCUCUUCUCCCGGGGGUUUGUGGUGAGGCCUCCAAAGGAUGGGCCAGCCCAUCGACCAUGAAAGGCCCAACCCGACGGCACCAGGGCGAGGUUUUUAGGGUCUCCGAAGCUCCGUUAUUUUAGCUUCGAGAUGUUCCGAAAGCUGGAGGCAUCUCGGAGGGGUUCCAUCACCUCCUUUCUGGAGUCUCCUGGAUGGCCGAGGAGGUUCGUUUGGGCUUCUACACACACACCACGCUUCCGGGCAGAAGAGGGCUUUUGAGGUCCUCAAGGAGAAGGGAGUUUGGGUGGUCCUCUGAUGGUCCAUCUUCACAAGGAGGCCUUCGGCUUGGUUUUAACCAAGGAGUUUCCAUUCAUGGGGGGGUCUUCCAGCCAAGCUGCUUCCAACCCACCGUGGUUCUCAUUGAAGAACGUCCCAUGAACGUGGACGGAACCACGCUUCAGAUGGUCUCUGGUUGACUUCUUUCUGGUCAAGUGCAAUGGUCAAGACAGACGCUCAAUGGGGACCUCCUCAGCUACCGAGUGGAGCAGCUGGUGGGAGCCAAACCCCCCCCCCCAGGAGGAGAACCAGCCUGCCUCCUGCCUUGGACAAGGGGGUGGGAGGUGGGGUCAGAUUAGAAGAUCUCCAAGGGCUCUCCCAGCCCUAGGAGCCUGUAACUCUGCAGGGAAUUAUCCAUAAAUCCAGGAAACCUUU